Molecule: messenger RNA, 1762 nt
Organism: Scomber japonicus (chub mackerel)
Lineage: Eukaryota; Metazoa; Chordata; Actinopteri; Scombriformes; Scombridae
Product: sodium-coupled neutral amino acid transporter 3-like
Exons: 16
Coding region: 238-1662 (474 amino acids)
Biological process (GO): serine transport; L-histidine transmembrane transport; L-glutamine transport
Molecular function (GO): glycine transmembrane transporter activity; L-glutamine transmembrane transporter activity
Source: RefSeq, a predicted model, not a curated record
AGGAGCUUUGGAGAGGCUCCUAAGAACUAAGCUGUAUAUACACAUUGGAAAGAGUCAGAAACUUGAAAUUGUAAUUUGACAGGGAUUUAUUCUGUCAAUAACCAAGACGUUUCUCUGUGAAAAGAAAACUAGCCUUGUUCUUAUCCACCAGGGGUGGUGAAAGUUUGAGGAGGAUUCUUUCAUCCCAAUAAAAGUUGAUUUGCAACAUCUCUAAAGUUACAACCCCCAACAACGAGAAUGGAGCUUCAGAAGAUGAAUGGACAUAGCAGAGAAGAUGGGUUCGAUGGGCUGGAUGCCAUGGCUGAACAUGAGGAAUUUCUCCCACAUAAAACCGGUGUCAAGAAAGAAAUGCACUUCACAGAUUUUGAGGGGAAGACUUCAUUUGGAAUGUCCAUCUUUAACCUCAGCAAUGCCAUAAUGGGCAGUGGAAUUCUGGGAUUGGCUUUUGCGAUGUCCAACACCGGAAUCAUUCUUUUUCUAAUCCUGUUGCUGUCUAUUGCUGUUCUGUCUGCGUAUUCAAUUCACCUCCUGCUAAAAUGUGCUGGGGUUGUUGGCAUCCGGGCAUAUGAGCAGCUUGGGAAUCGGGCCUUUGGUGCACCAGGAAAAAUGUUGGCCGGCUGUGUCAUAACAAUACACAACAUUGGAGCAAUGUCCAGCUAUCUCUUCAUCGUCAAGUCUGAGCUCCCAUUGGUUAUUCAAGCUUUUCUUGGUAAACAUGAAAACACGGGAGAGUGGUUCUUGAAUGGAAACUACUUGAUCAUGAUUGUUAGCGCUCUCAUCAUCCUUCCUCUUGCACUCAUGAAAGAACUUGGUUACCUUGGCUACACGAGUGGCUUCUCUCUCUCCUGCAUGGUGUUUUUCCUCAUUUCGGUUAUCUACAAGAAAUUCAACAUCCCGUGUCCACUGGAUAUCGGCCAUCACAAUGUAACUCCUACUGAUAGCCACGCUCUCAUUAACGCUACAGACUUCUGCGAGGCCAAGCUCAUAACCAUGAACUCACAGACAGCUUACACCAUCCCAAUUCUGGCCUUUGCUUUUGUCUGCCACCCCGAGGUGCUACCAAUCUACACUGAGCUACGAGAUGCCACGAAGAAACGCAUGCAGGCUGUUGCCAACGUCUCCAUCCUGGCCAUGUUCUGCAUGUACUUGCUAACUGCUCUUUUUGGUUACCUCACCUUUUUCGGUGCUGUGGAGUCAGAGCUGUUACACACCUACAGUAAAGUGGACCCCUUGGAUGUCCUGGUCCUCUGUGUGCGUCUGUCUGUGCUGGUGGCUGUCACACUGACCGUCCCUGUGGUCCUUUUCCCGAUCCGCAGGGCCGUGCUCCAGAUCUUGUUCCCUGAGAAGCCUUUCCACUGGGCCAGACACAUCAUCAUUGCAUUUUGUCUAAUCGUCAUAGUCAACAUUCUUGUUAUCUUUGUGCCCUCCAUCCGCGACAUCUUUGGCCUCAUUGGAGCCACAACUGCCCCGAGCCUCAUCUUUAUCCUACCUGGGAUCUUCUAUAUCCGGAUUGUUCCUGAGGAACAGGAGCCUUUGAUGUCCAGACCCAAAGUUCAGUCUGCAUGCUUUGCUGCAGUGGGAUUCAUCUUCAUGACUAUGAGUUUGUCAUUUAUCAUCAUUGACUGGGUGACUGGAGAAUCUAGAAGUGGAGGCGGCCACUAGCUGGUGUGACAGAAAAAAAGGUAUUACGAACAUAAAACGCCAACCAAAGCUCUCCCUUUCAUUAAAUUACCCCUGAUCUGCCGAGUUUUCAACCAAAGCC